CUGGCCGCAGCCGCCGAGAGCCAGCCGGCGUCCCUCCGACUAAAAGAGGUCAGACACCUCCUCUCCCAAUCUCUGCACUCGCGUGAAGUUAGAUUGCUGGUGGUAAUUUUCAAUUCGUGCAAUCAGGGCAUCAGCCAGGUCCUUUCGAUCGUAGAUACGCUGCACCAGCCAUGGUUAGACGGCCUGGAGCUGCUGCAAGAUGCCAUGGAUAACAAACGCGUCCUCUCAACUGGAAUCGCAGCUGUCGAUUCGUUUCUCCAUGGUGGAUUGCGGGUGGGGCAGUUGACCGAAUUAGCAGGACCGUCCUCAUCUGGCAAAACCCAAGUAGGGAACUUCUUUUCAAGCAAACGUAUACGUCACUUCCUUUCUGAGAACGGCAGUCCUCCCUCCAGUCAGGACGAUGCUGGCAUUGUACAUAGAGUGAUGAGCAGAAUAUGGCGUCACUCGGUUUUCGAAAUCUCUUUGUUGUUUGAUAUGCUACACCAGUUGGAGUUCAGAUUGGGAUCACAGGAAUGCAUGGAAGGCUGUAAGGUUCAGUUACUGAUAGUUGAUUCAGUCUCCUCGUUGAUCACACCUAUCCUUGGAGGCGGCAGCUCGCAGGGAUAUUCUUUGAUGGCAUCUCUAGGAGUUUUGCUGAAGAAGUUAGCACACGAGCACGAUAUCGCAAUCCUGGUGACCAAUCAUAUGGUAGGUGGAGAGCGGGGGAACCCUAAACCGGCUCUGGGAGAGAGUUGGAAGAGCAUUCCACAUGUGAGGCUGCUGCUCUCUUGCGACUAUGAAACCAAUACCUGCAACAUUUCCACUCUAAAACACCCUUCGCUGGCAGCAGGCAGAUCAGCAAGCUUUGUGAUUGAUUAGGGAGACUACAAGGGGUACCUCCUAUCCUAGCCAUAACAUGUGAAUAUAAAAGGUUUAGUGGUCUUAAAGAAAUGUGCAGGAAGCUCAGGAAUAGAAAUGUGCAAAGCUUCUUGAAGUGGUCCUUUGCUGCAAGGUGGCUGUAUCUAGACAAUUUGCGUAGUUAGGUUUGGAAAUGAGAGCUUGAUGCUAGGCAUAACUUAGCCCCAUGUACUUAGUAGGCACGCUUUAAUCACUAACCAAAACAACUAGUGAUAGUCUAUUAGUCUGAUUUUCCUUUCUUUACUUUAUUAUAAAAAAGGAUAAUGUGUAUUUAUUAUCCAUACAUUUUUUGUAUUCUUUUAUUUUAGC
Linum tenue is the source of this 1206-nucleotide messenger RNA. The record is from the annotation of a GenBank genome assembly. Lineage: Eukaryota; Viridiplantae; Streptophyta; Magnoliopsida; Malpighiales; Linaceae.